Messenger RNA from Chlorella variabilis, 1301 nucleotides. RefSeq lists its product as hypothetical. Gene Ontology annotation, molecular function: translation initiation factor activity. The record is from RefSeq and is a predicted model, not a curated record. Gene Ontology annotation, cellular component: cytoplasm; eukaryotic translation initiation factor 3 complex. The transcript has 8 exons. Gene Ontology annotation, biological process: translational initiation. Lineage: Eukaryota; Viridiplantae; Chlorophyta; Trebouxiophyceae; Chlorellales; Chlorellaceae. The coding region runs from base 306 to 1163 and encodes 285 amino acids.
UUCUGGCGGGACCAGCCCCGCCAGACCUACACCAGCAGCGUGGACAUCCGCCCAGAGUGGCACGUACUGGGCGACGUCAUCAACCUGUCAGCCCUCAACAAGCUCUCCAAGCAGGUGGACGAGCCCGAGCAGCUCACAAGCUGCGGCUCUCUCGCUUUCUACGACAAGUCCGCCGACCGCGUCACGCCCAAGACCCCCGCCAAGCUGCGCAAGACAGGGCACCGCACCCGCUCCUCCACCGCCUCUGAGGACGCCAUCAUGCGGCGCCUGGUGCAGCAGUGACCGAUGACGUGCUGGUGACGCUCAUGUGCGCCUCCCGCUCCACAUACCCCUGGGACCUCGUCAUCACCAAGCGCGGCGACGUGCUGGUGUUUGACAAGCGCACCAACAGCAGCCUCGACUUCCUCACGAACGGCGAGACGGCGCCCGACCCGCUGCCCGAGGAGAAGGACAACAUUAACGGCUUGCAGCAGCUGAGCAUGGAGGCGACGUCUGUGAACCAGGCGUUCCGGGAGCAGGUGCUGCUGGGGGAGGGGGAGCGGCAGCCCCUGCAGGAGGCCUGCCCCGCCGACCUGGGCCCUCAGGGCGGCGGCUACAAGUACUGCAAGUGGCAGCUGGGCGGCGCCGCCGUGGUGGUGCGCUGCGCCGUGGACGCCGCCGUGCGGCUGGGCGACUCCACGCAGCUCGUGGCGGUGCACGCGCUCAACGAGUUUGACCCCAAGUGGUCGGGCGUGGACUGGCGGCAGAAGCUGGAGAACCAGCGCGGCGCGGUGCUGGCCACGGAACUGAAGAACAACGCCAACAAGAUUGCCAAGUGGACGGCGGCGGCGCUGGUCACCGGCAUCGACCAGAUCAAGCUGGGCUACGUGACGCGUGCGCUGCCUCGCGACAACCGCAACCAUCUCAUCCUGGGCACGCAGGCGGUGAAGCCGCGGGACUUUGCCAUGCAGAUGAACCUGAACAUGGACAACUGUUGGGGCAUCAUCUCCGGGCUGGUCAACCUGUGCCAGGAGCAGCUGGAGCACGACGGCAAGUACCUGCUGGUCCGGGACCCCAACAAGCCGCAGCUGCGCCUCUACGCCAUCCCUGCGGAGGAGCUGCACUAUGCUGGGGAGGCGGCGGCGGCAGCGGACAAGGAGGCAGAAGACAAGGACGAGGACUGAGCUGCGCUCGCGCCGCCGCAGCAGCAGCCCUGAUGCCACAUCCCUGUCUCCCGCCCCGUUUCAUGCCGGUGUUCAAGUCCUGCGUGCCUGGUUGCCUGGGUGUCAGCAUGGACAGCUGUGGCGUGCUCGGCAGGGGCC